CCUAUAAAUACAAGCCCAGUCCCUCACAGCUACACCAGGCAGAGAGCAAAGACAAAGAAGACACAGCUUUAGCGACUGCGCGCACUGCUGAUCUGACUGUGAGAAUGAAGCUGUAUAUGUGUGCGAUCAUGCUAUGCCUUGUUCUUGGGGCCCAGGCUCAGUGGUAUAAGUUCCCAGGCCAAGCACUGGGAGGGGCUUAUGACAUGGGGCGAGCCUACCUGCACAUGGUAGAUGCCAAUUAUAUUGGUGCAGACAAGUACUUUCACGCCCGCGGGAACUUCGAAGCAGCUCAGAGAGGCCCUGGAGGGAAAUGGGCAGCUGAAGUGAUCAGCGAUGCCCGUGAAGCCUGGCAGAGCUUCCAAGGCAGGGGGCAUAAGGAUACUGCAGCUGACCAAGAGGCCAAUCGCCACGGACGAAACGGAGGGGACCCCAACCACUACAGACCAGCUGGCCUCCCCGAGAAAUACUGAGUGGCUUCAGCCUCAGCCACAGCGGGAUGUGUUCAAAAGCACAUGUACAAUCUCAUACUGCGCGAAUACAAUUUCGGGGAUGGAUAUAAGAUGCCUAUUGCAUAGCAGUUUGAUCCAUUCCAAUCAAGCUGGCUAACUAUACAUUGCAUCUGCACCACAGGAGUAAACAGGCACCUGGGAGACGGGCCAUUUAAACAAAACUGGGUUCAGCACACCUGCAUUACUGAAACUGAUAAAAUGUUGUCGUUUUUCUGGAUGCAGUUGUGCAACAUAGACAAUACCCUCCAAUAAAGCAAAGAAUUCUU
Molecule: messenger RNA, 775 nt
Organism: Polyodon spathula (Mississippi paddlefish)
Lineage: Eukaryota; Metazoa; Chordata; Actinopteri; Acipenseriformes; Polyodontidae
Gene: saa
Product: serum amyloid A
Exons: 5
Coding region: 105-470 (121 amino acids)
Cellular component (GO): extracellular region
Source: RefSeq, a predicted model, not a curated record